UUCUAUAAGAGUAUAAUCUUCGAGAAUUCAGCAGGCCUCAUGUGUCGUCGUCGUUAUCUUUACAGGUACGAUGCGAAUAUAGGUGAGGAGAAGAGGAAAUAAGAGUGGGUGUCUCUGGGCGACGUUCUAAUUGUCAUCCACGUACCCUAUAUCUAACGAGAUAAGGCAUUGUUAUUGAAAUUAUUAUGUAUUUACAGUAUAACCAGAGAAGCUAUAGUAUUCGUGUGCUGAUACUGUGGUGAUUCGUGUGCUGAUAGUAUAGUGUCCGUGAUAGAUUAGAAAAGAGUGACGUUCUAAGUAUUGUAAGGAAAAAAAAAGAGAGGGUGGCGAGCGCGCGUGUGAGCAACACCGAUACAACACACCUGUGUCCUUGUAUUGCUCGUUGUGAGAGGUGAAAAUACCUGAAUAGUAAUAGGAGCUUGCUACUUAUUUGAUAUAGCUGCUGUGUCAGUUAGUCUGUGUAGUGUUUUUUUAUCAUCAGUUUAACGUGCAAGUAUUUUCAUUGUCGCUUUUCGACAUUUCUGGUAUAUACGACAUGUUGAACUGAGCAUGAUAAUCGGGUUCGCAAUACGGUUGAGUUUUUAAAUCAAGUUAAAGAGGAAAAAGAGGGUAGAUGGUGCUUUUAAUUAGAUCUGCAUGUUUACAUUUUUUUUAAGCUGAUUACAAUGGCCAUUCCACCGCUGGUUAGCUCGACGCCACCACCACUGGACAAUUUUGGAGAGUCUGAUGAUGAUGAGUUUGGAGACUUUACAGCUGCUGGUAUUGAUGGCCUGUCAGUGGCAUCGGAUUCCCCACGAAAGCUGGCUACCCCAAUGCUGACACCAACACCAUCAGAGUGUGGUACACCAAAUGUUAAUGGAGUAUCUAGCUCUUCUCCAGUACAGGUGACAUUAGCCAAAACUAAAGAUGUUAUCAGAAAAACAAUGGUUGACGAUAUUUUGACUGUUGAAAAGCUCAAUAACAUAGUGAGCCAUAUUAAUCUAGAUGAUAGGACAGACAGUGGUAGCAUUAAGAGCAGUGGCUUUGAUCGUGACAGUUUAUCUCGCAAUAGUGAUAUAGAUUUGCCUGACAGUGAAAACGUGAAAAAUGUAAAAAGCAAUAGUGAUAGUUUUAGCAAUCUGCAAGAUGGCUUUGAGGAGAAAAGUACCAACAAUAACGAUGUAGUUAGUAGUAAUAAUAGUAGUUUAGAUGAUAGUGGAAAAACAGGAAGUGAGCUGGAGGAUUCACUGAGCAACCUGGAGAUCAACGACGAUCCUGAACCACUUAGUUUGAUAUUGGAUGAUCCAAAAAGCAUUUCAGAUAUACAGCAGACUUUAGAGAAUGAUUUUUAUGAUUACGAGUAUUACAAGGAUAGUUCUGCUAGAACUAGAACAGAUGUUGACUUGACACUUGAUUUGGAAAAAAUUCCUCGAGAAUUAAAAGUACAAAACGAUGUAUUCACUAAAGAUUUAUCUCCUAUUGACGAAAGUAAUAAGAAUAAUGAUAAUUCAUUAUUUGUUGGUGACAAAGAAGAAACAAUGUAUGCUGAUUCUUCUAUUCAACGUCACAUUCUUCAUAAUUAUCAAGAAAAAAAAUCUGAAAUCUUAGAGUUUCCAAUUAAAGAAACAAAAAUAAAUAACAAUGAAAGUGGAACUUUUACAAAUUAUCAGUUUGGUACAUUAUUAAGAGACACAGUCAUUAAUGACAUUAACUAUGGUGAUGAUGAUGGAAUUUCUGAAAGUAAAAAAAUAAACAAUUUUGAUAAUUUUAGCUUGAGUGUUGAUGAUGUAACAGAAAAAGAAUCCAAUCUUGUUUGUAAGUUUGUGGAUAAUAAUGGCUUUGAUAAUUCAGAUAGAAAAUACAUGUUAGAUGAAAAUUUAGAUAGUUUACAACAAUCAAAAGACAAUUUCAUUGAUCUAAAGACUGCUGAUAUUGUUCAAGAAGGUAGCCCAAAUUCUCCAAAUGCCAACAAAACGGAAUACUCGUUUAGCAAUGAAAUUGGUAUUUUCGAAAACGAUGUACAAGAAAAUAGUUUUAUCCUUAGUAAAGAAAUCGACUGUGAUUUUUCCGACUUUCAAAAAAAUGUUUAUCAAGGGGCGAUCUUUCAAAAUGGCAUUACCAGUUCAGACGACGUCAGUUCAACACCAAAACAAAACGAUGAAAAAUUAGUACAUUCCGUCAACGAUGAUUACGACGUCGAUUUUCAGUCGUCACUGCCUCCUUACGAAAAAGUACUUUGCGUCAAUGAGGAGACGUCAAACGACAAAGUCGAAAACACCCUGUCAGAAGGCAAGUCAAAAAAAGAAGAAAUGUCUGAAAGCAUUCAGUCGUCGUCAUACAACGAUAUUGACGACGAUUUUGCUGAUUUUGCUGAUUUUGCAAGUGUACCCGUUGAACCCGUUAACAAAAAUGUAGAACUUGAUCAAUUAGACGUUGAAGAGCUGAAAACUUGCAGAAAUUUUGAUGAUGAGGCGGUCAAUGAAUUCGGUGAUUUUGCCGACUUUGAAUCGUCUGUACCUGUACUCGACCAACCAGCUAUUAGUUUAAAAGAAUCUAUAUGCCGAAUAGAAAAUAAAAACGCUGCAAAUAAAAUUGAAGAUAUAGUUACAAACAUGUUUCCAUCAUGCAUCGAAAGUCCAGAAGUCGAUUUGCAACCAUUGAUAGUUAGGAACGAUAAAACAUGGAAAAAUUUAAAAAGCGUUGAGGAAACUAAUGCACUAAGUUAUCAAUGGUCAAAUAGUAGUAGCAAUAAUGCACUUUUGAACGCUUUGGGCAUUGACUCACGUAAUAUAUUAUUUGGACCAAGAUGGAAUCCAAACAUUCCAAGAUUUGCAGCUAAUUUAGGUUUUUCACCAUUAGAGCCAGUUAAAGCUUCUUUAGAUACGCAAACAUCCUCAUCAAAUUUUAACAAAACGCAGAAUUCUACAAUCACAGAAGAUGUGCCUGCUGCACAAUUCGAUUGGAACAGUUCAGGGCUAGUGAAUCCUUUAGAUGAAAGUGGCGGAUUAUCUGCACUUCUACCACUGGACUUAUUAUACCCAUUUGAUCCUUUACUAACAUCCCAUUGUUCCGCUCGUUCCGAAUCCUAUCAUCAUGCUGCUUCUGCCAGGAGCUCCAAAUACAAUUAUUUUACUGAAACUAGCUCCUCUCAAAACUCAAAGCCAUUACAACCAGCGAGCAACCGGCAAAGUAGUAACAGUCCACCUAAGCCUCAAAAACAACAUCCAACAUCUCGAAUCAUUGAACCAUUACCUGGACCAAGCGCUAUAGACUGGAAAAAAUCUGAAGUAGAACAAAGAACAAAGAAUGAAACGCAAAAGACUUCAAAAAUCGCUCAGAAUAAUAAUAAAUCGUUCCUAGCUAGCAGUAGUAGCACAAGUAGCAAGUCAGAAUCCAAAAGAGUUGAGUGUGAUGGUAGAACUGAUCCCCAGCGUCACGAAUUACAACAAAAGUCUUCGUUAAACAAGCAGGAGCACGUGCAAAAUCCAGAGAAUGUUGUGCUGGAUAGAUAUGGCAGACCAAUGACUGUAAGGCCAGAAACAAUAAAAGUUUUGAAGCAACUGCCAGAUUUAUCAUUCCUAAGUGCAAGAACGCUGCUGUAUAAUCCUGAGCACAAGCAAUUUGUUCCGGAUUUAGGUGCUAUGAUAAAUAAAAAAAUGCCUGGCUGAGUAACAAUGGUCUGAAUACACGUUUAAAAGGGUAAGAAUAGUUAAUUUCAAAUAAGGGCUUCUUUUUUUACAGGUUGACCAUUCAACCCUUUUGAUUAGAUAUACACUUACUUUGUAGGAGUGAUAGAGCUAUUUUUGUUAAUGAUAAAAAAAACUGUUUUUUUCGGAUUGAGAUAUAAGUUUUAUUAACAUUAAGAACACAUUAAAAGAUGCAUUAUACUUUAAAACAGUUGUGCAAAAUUAUCAAUUUUUUUUUUUUUUGCAAUCAAUUAUAGUUAAUUAUUUUUGUACAUUUAAAUUUAGCUUAUUUUGAAUUUACGUACUACACCAAUAUUUCGUCAAUAAAAUAAUACUUAAUUCUGAUAACUAUCAUUAUUUUUUAUUUUUUAUUCACAUUUAUUGAGAAAUAUACAUUUGUAACCCAUACUUUUUGUUGUAAAAAAGUUACUAUUAACUAUUAACGUUUGUUAAUUGCCCUUAAAAAUCUAUACAAUCAAAAAAAUAUAAAUCUGCCAACUUAAAAAUUUGUAUUCAGACUAUUAGGUGUACUGCUCUUCCAACUUAGAAAGUAAACUUGAAAUGUCACACUAAAAAUAUUUUAAAAUCAUUAACUUUUGAGUUUUCACGUAGAUAUAUAUUUGACAUUCCACUACAAAGAGCUGAGUGAACGUUUGUGAUUCUUACUAUGCAAUUGACAAAAAUUUUUUCAA
Copidosoma floridanum is the source of this 4357-nucleotide messenger RNA. It is a transcript of the gene Afti, whose product is annotated as aftiphilin. Gene Ontology annotation, cellular component: trans-Golgi network membrane; AP-1 adaptor complex. Gene Ontology annotation, biological process: intracellular transport. NCBI's taxonomy places the organism in Eukaryota, Metazoa, Arthropoda, Insecta, Hymenoptera, Encyrtidae. The record is from RefSeq and is a predicted model, not a curated record. Gene Ontology annotation, molecular function: clathrin binding.